CGGGGGACGGCUGUGGGUGUGACGCGGCUGCGGAGCUUCCCCCCCGCCCCCCCUCCUCCUCCCUGGGUUCGGUUGCCGGCUCCGCGGUUUGGGCAACAUGGCGGUGGGCAGAUGGAAAUACUGAUGACUGUCAGAAAAAUCGCCUCGAUUUGUACGAUGGGCGCCAAUGCCUCUGCUUUGGAGAAAGAGAUUGGGCCGGAACAGUUUCCAGUAAAUGAACAUUACUUUGGCUUGGUCAAUUUUGGCAAUACAUGCUAUUGCAAUUCAGUUUUGCAAGCACUUUACUUCUGUCGGCCAUUUCGGGAAAAGGUUUUGGCGUACAAGGUGCAGCCCAGGAAGAAGGAAAAUCUACUCACAUGCCUAUCUGACCUCUUUAAUAGUAUAGCAACGCAGAAAAAGAAAGUUGGUGUGAUACCACCUAAGAAAUUCAUUUCAAGGUUAAGAAAAGAAAAUGAACUAUUUGAUAAUUAUAUGCAACAAGAUGCACACGAGUUUCUGAACUACCUUUUAAACACAAUUGCUGACCUAUUACAAGAGGAAAAGAAACAAGAGAAACAGAAUGGCAAGCUGCAAAACGGCAAUGUGGAAAAUGAGGAAAGUGAUAAAACAGAACCAACCUGGGUGCAUGAAAUAUUUCAAGGAACACUAACAAAUGAAACAAGGUGUCUUAAUUGCGAAACUGUUAGUAGUAAAGAUGAAGAUUUUUUGGAUCUUUCAGUUGAUGUAGAACAAAAUACUUCAAUAACUCAUUGUUUAAGAGGAUUUAGUAACACUGAGACGCUCUGCAGUGAAUAUAAAUACUACUGUGAGCAGUGUCGCAGUAAGCAGGAAGCACAAAAGAGAAUGAGGGUGAAGAAACUUCCAAUGAUUCUUGCUUUGCAUUUGAAAAGAUUCAAGUACAUGGAUCAGCUCCAUAGAUAUACUAAACUCUCUUACAGGGUGGUUUUUCCCCUGGAGUUGAGACUCUUUAACACAUCAGGGGAUGCCACUAAUCCAGACCGAAUGUAUGAUCUUGUAGCUGUGGUUGUUCACUGUGGCAGUGGUCCUAAUCGUGGACAUUAUAUCACCAUUGUAAAGAGCCAUGGUUUCUGGUUGCUCUUUGAUGACGAUAUUGUGGAGAAAAUAGAUGCCCAGGCUAUUGAAGAAUUCUAUGGGUUAACAUCAGACAUCUCCAAAAACUCUGAAUCAGGUUAUAUUCUUUUCUACCAAUCAAGGGACUAAGAAAUUUGAAGUAGGAAUUACUUAUCAUCUUAAAGGAAGCUGGUGCUCAGCAGCAUUUCCCACAGAGGCAGUGGGACAGGAUUUAACUGAAGAGCCGAUGUACUGCAAGGUUUUUUUUUGGUAUGCAAGUUGGUUACGUGAAUGUAUGCUGACAGCAUGAGGCCACGAGAUAUUGGUGUUCCUUACAACAUUCUUCCUGUUACCAUGUACUAUCUUCCAAAAUCAUUGUACUCUAUUGUGGGAAGAAAGAAAAUGACAAAAUUGGUCCAAAUGCUUUUUUGUAAUUUUCAGUGCUAUCAUAUGAUUUGUAAAUUUUUUAUUGUAUUUUACACUGCUGUAAAUUUAGUUGACUAUUUAUGAUUGAUUUAAUGUUU
Messenger RNA from Hemiscyllium ocellatum (epaulette shark), 1595 nucleotides. RefSeq names its product ubiquitin carboxyl-terminal hydrolase 12-B. Gene Ontology annotation, molecular function: cysteine-type deubiquitinase activity; cysteine-type endopeptidase activity. Bases 112 to 1221 code for a protein of 369 amino acids. Gene Ontology annotation, biological process: protein deubiquitination. The transcript has 9 exons. The record is from RefSeq and is a predicted model, not a curated record. Lineage: Eukaryota; Metazoa; Chordata; Chondrichthyes; Orectolobiformes; Hemiscylliidae. Gene Ontology annotation, cellular component: cytosol; nucleus.